GAUAUUUUUAAUAAGCUCAAGAUAUAAAGUGCGCGGCAAACGCGAGCUUUGGCUCAGUCCAAGAACAAGCUUUCGAUUAGCAUCGUCAUUGUUUAUUAGAAUAAAAAAAAAACCAUUCGAGUAGAGUGUUCGAUCUCUUUCUUUUUAAUCGAACAUGUCGCAAAAAUCGGAGGGUGAUGUAUCCACGAAAGGAUCUACGUCGCAGGCAUACAAGGUGCUUCAGAAUGAUCAAGUUGGUAGGUACAUGGUCGCGAAUAGAGAAUUGCAAGCUGGCGAAGAAAUCGUAACGGAAGCACCUUUCGUCGUUGGGCCGAAGGCAUGUACUUAUCCCUUGUGUCUUUCUUGCUACACACCUUGGCCGCCUAGCCCGGAUGAGAAACCGCUCUGUUCCAAGUGCGGAUGGCCUGUUUGCAAUCAAGAAUGCGAGAACUCUCCGCAACAUAAAGAUUACGAGUGCCAAGUAUUUGUGCAGGCGAAUGAGAAGUUUAAUGUAGACGUCGCGCUGUUGAAUGGAAACGAUGGUAUUCCGCAAUUAGAGUGCAUAACGCCCUUAAGACUAUUGUUGGAAUCGGAGAAGAAUGUCGAGAGAUGGAACGAAGAAGUGAAGGAUAUGGAGGCGCAUAAUAAGAUAAGGUGUGAAAAAACGCAGUGGAAGUCGGAUCACAUCAACAUCGUGGAUUAUAUGAGGAAACGACUCAAGCUCGAUAGAUUCUCGGAAGAACGCAUACAAACAGCAUGCGGAAUUUUGGAGAUUAACACAUUUGAAGUUCGGACGACGAAGGGAUUCAGCGCACGAGGUCUUUAUCCAACGGUCGCUAUGAUGAAUCACUCGUGUGUCUCAAACACGUCUCACAGUAUAUCGCCGAUCGAUUAUAGGAUACGACUGCGUACCACGCUUAAGAUUCCUACGGGCGGUGAACUUUACGCGAGUUACACGCACUCGUUACUCCCAACAAUGCUGCGGAGGGAACAUCUACUCGAGGGCAAACACUUUGCGUGCGCGUGCCCGCGAUGUUCUGAUCCAACGGAAUUGAGCACCCAUAUGUCCUCUCUUAAAUGUAACAAGUGUGACAACGGAAUUAUCUUAUCGUUGGAUUCUCUAGACUCGAAAAGUACGUGGAACUGUACGCAUUGUGACUUUUCCACCAACGGACAAGCAGUGCGAAAAAUUCUCGGGAUUAUUCAAGCAGAAGUGGACGCCGCUGAAGCUAUUAGUGGGGCUGACGGAGCCGAUGCGAUUCUCGAAAGAGAGACCGUUAUAAAAAAAUAUCGAUCAGUUUUACAUCCCCGUCAUGCCUUUCUUACGAUAUUAAGACACUCAUUAAGCCAAAUGUAUGGUCGGGUUGAAGAAUAUUUGCUAGACGAUUUGCCGGAUGUUGUACUAGAGCACAAAGUUGACAUGUGCCGUUUAUUGCUUCAAGUAUCGGACGUUGUGGAGCCUGGGUACUCACGUAUAAGAGGCAUGACGUUAUACGAAUUGCACGCGCCUCUACUCUUCCUAGCGAAAGGUCAAUGGAAUGCCGGUGUCAUUGAUGAGGCCGGAUUAAAGUCUAAAAUGACAGAAGCCGCAACUAUCUUAAAAGAAGCAGCCACAAUAUUAAUCUUAGAGCCACCGGAGACAGCCGAGGGACAAAUAGGAAUCGUCGCAAGAGAGUCUCUCGUCCAGCUGGAACAAUCUAUAAGUAACUUAUAAAUAAAUUUAUUUUAAAGAUCUCUCUCUCUCUCUCUCUCUCUCUCUCUCUCUUAUUUGUGUACAGAGAUUUACAUUACUAAGCGUCUCGAUGUAUUUCGAUGCUUUUGUCUUAUUAUCAAAAGAUGCUAACUGAACUGGGCGAUAUGUUGUUAUUAUUUGUUAAUUAAUAAACAGAAUUUUGUAGAGCAUUUAUGAAGAGAAAAUUGCACUAAAAAUAUUUUUGUCUAAUCGAAAAAAAUAAGAAUUUACAUAGAUGAUAUAUGAGAAAAUAUGUAUUGUAAAAAUAAAAAUUGGAUAUGACAUAAACCC
Formica exsecta is the source of this 2002-nucleotide messenger RNA. Its product is annotated as SET domain-containing protein SmydA-8-like. Lineage: Eukaryota; Metazoa; Arthropoda; Insecta; Hymenoptera; Formicidae. The record is from RefSeq and is a predicted model, not a curated record. The transcript has 9 exons. Gene Ontology annotation, molecular function: protein binding. The coding region runs from base 155 to 1693 and encodes 512 amino acids.